This is a messenger RNA of Malaya genurostris, 573 nucleotides long. RefSeq lists its product as uncharacterized. NCBI's taxonomy places the organism in Eukaryota, Metazoa, Arthropoda, Insecta, Diptera, Culicidae. The transcript has a single exon. The coding region runs from base 1 to 573 and encodes 190 amino acids. The record is from RefSeq and is a predicted model, not a curated record.
AUGGGAGAGCAACACUCAAACCACCAAUCCAUACACUUUCACCAGAACAAAGACACUGAAAUCGAAAGGGUUCUGGGUAUUGUGUGGGAUCCAGAAAGGGACGUUUUCUGCUUCUCGGCAACGCCGCCAACGAAGGUUCAGGCUAUGCUCCAGAGCUUGGAACGUCCAUCAAAAAGGGUCGUUCUCAGUUGUGUGAUGGCUAUGUUCGAUCCUCUGGGCCUUCUUGGACCAUUCACGAUCAUGGGGAGAAUGCUCGUGCAGGAUUUGUGGCGAACUGGUUGUGAGUGGAAUGAUCCGAUUGACGAUGAGUCGUUCGAAAAAUUGAUCAAAUGGACCACAAUGUUAACAGAGGUCGCCAAAAUCCAAAUUCCUCGUAGUUACUUCGGUGAUGCAGAAUCAAAUCAAAUGGAAAACCUUCAAUUGCACAUCUUCACUGACGCCAGUGAAACCGCAUACGGUUGUGUGGCAUAUUUCCGUGUCGAAGUUAAUGGAGAGGUUAGAUGUGCGCUAGUAAUGAGCCGUAGCAAGGUGGCACCGCUUAAAAUGCUGACAAUUCCUAGACUCGAGUUGUAA